CACCCACACUCGCGCAUGCCCAGUAAGGUCUGACAUUAAGAGAGUUGAAGUGGCCGGGACCGUAGAGGGUGGUCAGGAUGUGGCGGAUUCAGGGUCUCCUGGCCCGGGUCCUGAACCGCUUCCAUGCAGCCAAUGUCCAGGGCUGUGUGCAUGGGGAGGCUGAAGCUUUAAAUCCCUCGUCCUUGAUUCCACUGGGGCAGAAUGCAGGCAGCAAAGGUUACAGCUCCCAGUCAUCAGGCCCGGAAAGCGGUCAGGAUGGACAAGAGCAGAAGAAAAGAGGGACCUUCCAGUUCUGCACCGGACAGGUGCCCCAGUAUACCAUGCUGGACGCUGUUGGGCUGGGAGCGGCGGCUGUGUUUUUCCUGCACUUGGCUCGGCAGGUGACGCUCCAUUGCCCUACCAGUAAAUCUCAGGACCACAGAUGCCCCCGACGCUCUUACCUAAGACAGAUCCUCUCCUCUCUCUCCCAGCACAACAAUCCCUUUGUUAUAGUUGUGAGGAGCAAUAUUGUGCCCAAAAGUGUCCAGCCGUGUACCUGGAAUGAUCUUCUUCUGCAAGGUGAAGUUAGUCUGCAGGAUGCAGAUGCUUCUCUGGAGAACUCCUCUGCAGCUCCCUCUAGUGGAAAUGGCCUACUUCACCAAGGGGCUGAGCAAGGAACCUCGCAGAUUGAAGAGACACCUUAUGUGGGCUCCUUGUAUGGAUCAUACCACAAAGAAGAGACGUCAUCAGGACCUGCGCAUUCGCUGCUGGAAACAAAGGAAGAAAUCGGAGUCUCUCUGCAGGAUGCUGCCUCCCGACUGGUAGAUGUAACGGAGACCACCUUACCUACCGUGCUGAACAUAUUUGGUAUCAUCAGUGCCAGGGACCCAGCAGAUUACAGAGCGGCUUUCCGCUUCUUCCGAGAGUCUGCAGAGACCGGCUACAGCAAGGCCCAGUACAACACAGCCGUGUGCUAUGAGAAGGGACGAGGCGUCACCAAAGACAUGACAAAGGCUGCAGAGUACUAUUUCUUGGCUGCCAAAGGUGGCCAUCAGCAAGCCAAGUAUCGUUAUGCCCGCCAUCUGCUGGGUUCCAAGCCUGAGGACACCCAACCAGCAGUACAAAUGCUUCAAGAAGCCGCUGAAGCUGGGGUGAAAGAGGCUCAGGCCUAUUUGGGAGUCUACUACAGUAAAGAAUCUCACUUUGACCCUCUGAAAGCAGCCAGAUACUUUUGGAUGGCAGCAGAGAAUGGCGAUGUUGAAAGUAGGUAUAACCUUGGAGUGUGUUAUGAAAGGGGAUUUGGAGUACCUGCGAGCAGACGGGAUGCGUUAAAACAUUAUGAAAGGGCUGCAAAAUCUGGACAUGAGCAAGCUCAGCAGAAAGUACUAGCGAUGCAGACAGAUCAAACAGAAGGCCUGAGCUCCCCCCUGGCCAGUCUUCGAGCAGCAGCCUCCAGCCCCUGCCUUCCUGUUUUGGAGAGAAUAAACAUCUGGACAAAGCCGAAUCGCACAAGCAGCCUGGGCCUACCCCACUCCCUGAGCACCGGGGACCUGUUCAUUAUGUCCCCUGCAGAGAGCGGCAGCUACCUUCUGCCCCCUAUUCAUGUGACGGCCAUGGCUCCUCAACUGGCCUCUCUAAGAGCCAUCGGAGUUGGAUGAUGAUCCUCUCGUACACAAGCACUUACUGUCACACAGAGAGGACGGAUAAGCUUGAUCCUUGCACUUUUCUGUGUCUCAGAUCUGAUCUAAUAUCCUAAUCUCUAUGAAUUGUCUCAGUGGCAUUACACACGAGGAUGUGACUCUUGCCUGCUCACACAAAACAAUGCCCCGUUGGCUUUAAGGACACACUAAUCCCUCCCAGUGAGUUGCAUUUGCACUGUAUUCCCACUAGGGGGCUGUGUCAGAGUAUGGUGGUGGCAGCACUCUGUAUGCCAAGCAAUGUGCAUUAUGUGCCUUAAUCCUGCUCCUCUGUAAAAGCUGAAUGGUAAGAGUGAGUAUAACAGAUGCAGUGUGCUGCUUUGUACCACAGCUAGAAGUAAUCGGCAUAUAGCAGCCAAACCAUUACCUGGCAGCGAUGCGGAUAUAUUUCAGGACAUCAAGCAGCCUAUUCAUGAGUAUGUGGAAUAUUCGCUUCACAGACACCAAAGUAUUCAUCCUUGUAAUUACGUUUAAAGCUUUUCCUUCAGAACACCUGACUACGGAAUGUGGCACAUGUUCUAGGGAUCACGGUUCCUGACUGACGUGUGUUCUCCGGUGGUGAUUCUUUGAACAGAAGGAAUAUCGGCUUUACAGUAAAAUCAAAACCAAAUUUUGUAAUGUUCUCCCUAUGUUAUACAGAUGUGUCCUCAAACGCACGUGUGUGCACAUCAGCAUUGCGCACAGUUGCCAUCGGACUGAGAAUCAGGCGCAUAGCACCGCUCCUGGACAGCGAUUCCUGAAUUUUCGUAUUUAUUUCUGAACUUAGGGGGGUUCCGUAAGGAGGCAAGGAAUAGCUCUGGAUUUCACAUCCAGAGCUAUUCAAUUAAUCUGCAUUUUCCCUUUAUGGUAAACCAUUGGUUAACCAAGUAAUAGAUUUUGCACAAAGUUCUGUAAUCGAUGGGUUUACCCCACAUUAAAAUGCGGAGUGUGCACUUUAACACAGAUUUUUCCUCGCAGCUCCGCGGGCUGCCUCUGCGGCUUAGCACGCAAGGUUCCUGGAGCUAAUUUAAUCGGGCACGCGUUCUUUAGCUGUGGGUAAACGCCACGUCUGAUUGAAUCUCCAUCUUAAGGUGCAUACACACUGUGCGAUGUAACCUUACGAUUUUGUCUAUAUAGUCAAAAUUAGAAGGAAGGUUAGUGCAAAUCGCACUGUGUGUAUAGGGAAGAUAGACUGUGCAGGCAAGUCAAUAUUGACUAUCUAGUGCAGGCCAGGCCAACCUGUGGCUUUCCAGAUGUUGUGAAACUACACAUCCCAGCAUGCCCUGCACAGUUUUAGCAUUCCCUAAUAGCAAAACUUUGGUAAGGCAUGAUGGGACUUGUAGUUUUACAACAGCUGGAGAGCCACAGGUUGGCCAGGCCUGAUCUAGUGUACUAUCUAGUACAAAGUAUAGUCAAAAUUGGGCCUUAGUCAAAAUCUCAAGUAAAGAUAGUCCGUAUCGGUGGCUCAGGGGAAAUCGGAGAUAGUCAAUAUCUCACAGUGUGUACGCACCUUUAGUGUUGGCAUUGUAGCUGCAUUCAAAGUCACUUCUAGUGUCCCGGGCACUUAUUAGUGUUUUUGCUGCAGAGGAGUUGGUAUAAUGUCGCAGGCAAAAUACAACACUGCAUGACGCAAUGCAUGGGUGCUGCUCACUUGUACAUGUCAUCAGUCAAUUGUCUUUUUACCUAGGUUAGUGUCCGAGUCGCUCACAACAGCUGCAUGCAGUGUCAGUGUCCAGGGUACUGCAUUGUACUUUUAUCAUAUUACUGAUACGAAUAAGACACGAAUUUGGUACUAAAACCUGCCCGGGACGCAUGGUGCGCAAAUCGGGACUAUUUGCGUUUAGGUGUAUGUGGACACAUCUGUAUGUAACACAUUUACAAUUAUAAGCUAUUUUCCGUGUAAUCUUUUUCUAAAUAAGACCUAUUUUGUAUAUUAUUUUCUUCAUUUUUAUUGCCUUAUAGGAAAAGGACUAUGUUUGCAGAACACUUUUUCUGUUGCUUUACGGUUGAAAACAAGAUCUAAGCGUGGGGCUUUACUCCAGCACUAACGGUCACCUGAGAGCAGACCCAUGGAUAGAACAUUGUUUAUAGGAAUGAGUUAUACAUGAUAAAUGUCAGCUGAAGUAUCCAGCACACCGUUCGGUUGUAUCUACAGAUAGGUCCUCAUAGAUCUUUGCUGCAGUCGCGCAAACAACUUCUCUUGGCACGCUGGGUCGCGUAAGAAUCAUCUAUUAUAAGGUGUUUUUUUUUUUUGCUUCUUUUAUUUGCCGAAAAUGCGUCUUAGUCACAACACAUUGCGACUAGGACGUACGAGGAGACUGCAGAGUAAUGUGAUAUGACACCUGUAUCUCUGUGUGCGACUGAGUCUCUGACUCUGUACACGAAGUGCUACAAUGUAGCAGCCGCAGCUUUUUCCCAAUACAAGUUCUGUUGUGCUCUGUAUACAGACUCAGUCACACACAAUAUACAAGUGUCCUCACUUCACAGUACAGUCUCCCCGUGCAUUCUAGUCACAUUGUUUUGCGACUAUGAUGCAUUUUCAGGAAAAAUAGAUGCCCGACGUUAGCAGAGUUGCACAGGACCCGGCGGCUCACUCACUCCAGCCAUCUCGCUCUUUGUGGUGUACUGAGGCUAGAUGUAUGAGGAUUCAUCUGUAAUUCUAUUACUGUGCAUGAUUAUUUUUCCACCCAAAGGCAGCAGAAAAAAUGAUUAGUUUCUAUGCAUCUUCUCAAUUUGGGCGAUAUCAGUGUAACAACUACUCAUCGUACGAUACAGUUCGGCAAUAUUCUAUAAGGGUCCGCACAAUACGAGAACUGUUCGUGGUAGUUCUGCUAUGAGCAGUGUAUCACUUUUAGCACUUACUGCCUGUAUUCUUUGUAAAUAUCCUCUCUGUGUUUUCAAAUGACUGUCACUACUGAUAUUCUACACGUUUCUUUUUGGUAUUCAUUUAAAAAAUAGACACAUUCUGUACCAGUGACUUAUUUAUGCGGUUUAUAUUAUGGGUAUAUAAUUACUAUAGUAAUUGGAAAGGAUUGCUCGCGGCACUCUUAUGGAAAGUGUCCAGAGAAACUAUGCAGGUGAAAGGCUGCAUAUAAUGGGGUACUUCCAGUACACUGCGAGAAACCUGCGAGCUCUGAUGAGCUUUAUAAGAACCGACACUGUCUGUGGUCUUCUAGCUUUCGUUGUUUCCUUUUAAAAUAUAUGGAAAUGUGACCUUUUUAUAAUAAUUUUAUAUAAUUUGCCACUUUUAUGUUGUAUCCGUGUCGUCCAAUACAAACUUUCAAGCUUUAUUUCCACCACAUGAUCACUGAACACUGUAUAUAAAGGGAACUGCUGACAGUUGGAUAAACUAGUAUAUAUGUUAGCUGCCAGGUGCCAGUGCGUUGGGGGUUUGGUAGCGGGGCAGGAAUGGUGUGAUUGGCUGUCUCCUGGAUCACUAAAUUGUGUUUAGUAGUUCCGUGCUCUGUAACUCCCCGUGUGCUUCAUUCCCCAGAGAAAAUUAUAUAGAGAGACAUAUACCUUGUAUGACCACCGGGAGGCUCUGCAUAGUCCUUCAGUGGAACUAUAUACAGUACAGUAUGAGUAGUGCACUAAAGUACAUAUACUCUCAUGUUUUGUUGUUACAUGCUACAACUAGAGUUUAUAUAUAACCGCUCCUGUAUGUAGUUUGAUGCAUCACAGUGUUUGGGGUUUUGCACCCAUUAUUCUCCCAGACCUACUGUAAUGUGGAGUAAUCUGUAUGGUACUGCUGUGCUUUACAUAAUGUCAGCUUGCUCAAUACAGGAACUUUGCUGGCCAGACUGGUAGUAGUUUUAGGUCCUGUCUGGAUGACUACAGAACGCUACGAGCCAGUAGUUACUGCUAAUGACUCGGAUGACUAUUGCCCCCAUUUAUCAAGCCUUGGAGAGUGAUAAAUACCACGGAGGUAAAUGACCAGCCAAUCAGCUCUUAACUUCUAUGUCACAGGCUGUGUUUGAAAAAUGACAGCUAGGAGUUGGUACUUUAUCACUGUGCUAGUUAUCACUCUCCAAGGCUUGAUAAAUCUGGGCCUAAAUCUUCUUAAAGAAGUCUUGCAGCUGAGAUCCAUUCUAAUAGUAAAAACUAAAGCCAACAACAGUGAGCUCAGUGUAGUGGUCCCAGUGGAAUUAGUUACUAGUGUCAGGGUAGAGGUUGGGAGCCCUCUUUCAUGGUAAAGCUGUGUUUGAGAAAUGUCUGACAAUAAAGUCACCAUUAGCUUA
Pseudophryne corroboree (corroboree frog) is the source of this 5893-nucleotide messenger RNA. It is a transcript of the gene DELE1, whose product is annotated as DAP3 binding cell death enhancer 1. Gene Ontology annotation, molecular function: protein binding. Gene Ontology annotation, cellular component: mitochondrion. The record is from RefSeq and is a predicted model, not a curated record. Gene Ontology annotation, biological process: extrinsic apoptotic signaling pathway via death domain receptors. The transcript is spliced from 12 exons. The coding region runs from base 78 to 1637 and encodes 519 amino acids. Lineage: Eukaryota; Metazoa; Chordata; Amphibia; Anura; Myobatrachidae.